Molecule: messenger RNA, 1397 nt
Organism: Hypanus sabinus (Atlantic stingray)
Lineage: Eukaryota; Metazoa; Chordata; Chondrichthyes; Myliobatiformes; Dasyatidae
Product: rab11 family-interacting protein 2-like
Exons: 4
Coding region: 177-1253 (358 amino acids)
Biological process (GO): regulated exocytosis
Cellular component (GO): intracellular membrane-bounded organelle
Molecular function (GO): small GTPase binding
Source: RefSeq, a predicted model, not a curated record
UGACGUGUGACGUCACAAGCAGCGAGGAGCCGCGCGGCGCAGGCGUGAAGGCAGCAGGCCGAAGCUAACGUGGCGGGCCCGGUGUGCCAUGUUUCGUUGAAAGGUCUCCGUUUGUAGACGGCCGGCGCCCCGUGCCCGUGUUAAUUACAUCCCCGCUCUGUCCUCCUCCGAUUCCCAUGUCUUCCAUCGAGCGGGACUGGUUCCCGACGCACCUGCGAGUGACGGUUAUCGGCGCGAGGAAUCUGAAGGCAAAGGGCAGGAGAGGCCUGAACAACUGCUACACGGUGAUCCGCCUGGGCCCGGAGAAGUACAUGACCUCGGUGCAGGGAGACACGCUGAACCCCGAGUGGAAGGAGGAGUGCACCUUACAGCUGCCCCUCGUCCUUGACAACUCCGACAGGUGGACGCUACACCUGACCGUCAAACACAACAACCCGCGGCUACCUGUGGAUAGCUUUCUGGGUCACAUCAGCGUGCCCAUCGCUGAGCUUUACCAGAACAAGAGCAGGAGGAAGAACGAAUGGUAUGAUCUUCAGUCAAAGCCAAACAAAGUGGCAAAAGAUAGAGGCCAGCUCCAGCUUGCUUUUCAGUUCCUACGUGACAACAUGACAGCAAGUGCAUAUGAGCUGUCCACAGCUAGACCUCAGUCUGUGUUCAAUAAGUUUAAGGAUAAAGUUGCUUCCUUAAAGUAUGGAAUGUCUCAUGAGAUUUUACCAAAUGAAGGGCCCAGCACUAGCUUGAAACAUCACAGAAAUGGGAGAAUGUCGAAAUCACAUAGUUACGUUGCUCACAUGGACUCCAGAGAUGAAAUAAAUGCAACAUUUAAUUCAGCAGAAGCAAACAAUCAAACUGAGCCUGAGGUUCAUCCUUAUCCUUUUCACAGUUUCCAUAAAAACUCUGGAGAUGAUGUGCACACUAAGGUGAAGUUGAGGAAAGAAAACUCCUCCUUUGUAGAAGAUAAAUCUGAGCCAUCUGCUACGAACCUGGAAACUAAAGACACUGACCAUAACAAAACAUUAGAAACUGCUGUUGCACCAGAGCUACCCAAAAUAGAAACAAACCCAGGCAAUAUUUUAACAUCUUAUAACCAUCCAGUAGAAUUCUUAAAACCCUCUAGGUUUGAUGAUAAGUUGAUCUUAACAUCUUUCAUGCUAGCUGGUGAAGGUCAGGAUAGUGCAAUUGAGAGAUUGAGAAUAAAGCCACCAACCUGUUGUGCCCAGUGCUUUCGGAAUGCUGAGUUAAGAAGCAGGUAAUAGCUUUAAAUUGUCCAUAUGCACUCAAAACACCACAGUCUGUUGAAAUUACCAAAAAAAGGGUAAUAAAUCAUGGCAGAUUGUGACAGAACACCCAGAUGAUCCUGUCUUUACAUGUGUUAAAUAAAGUGAAACCAUGCACCA